Molecule: messenger RNA, 5068 nt
Organism: Drosophila takahashii
Lineage: Eukaryota; Metazoa; Arthropoda; Insecta; Diptera; Drosophilidae
Gene: Ih
Product: hyperpolarization activated cyclic nucleotide gated potassium channel Ih
Biological process (GO): sodium ion transmembrane transport; regulation of membrane depolarization; potassium ion transmembrane transport
Cellular component (GO): HCN channel complex; membrane
Molecular function (GO): voltage-gated potassium channel activity
Source: RefSeq, a predicted model, not a curated record
GAGAGCGGCUAGAGGGUUGGAAACCGGAGGGAUAGCAUACAUUUCGGAGCAAGCAAACUGAGCUGUCAUCAUCAGAAUCACCACAAUCCCCCACGCCAGCAGCUAGUUUGUUAUUUGUGAUAAAUAAUUCAACGAUCCACAUCUCGGAUCCCGAUCCUGCCCACCCACUCACUUCAACUCCAGUUACCGUUACCGUUACAGUUAUAGCUCCAGUUCCAGGACCCCCACCAUCACAUCUGUACACCACCAACCGAAUAGCAACAAUAACUAUACCUUAGAGGAUAAACGACAUUUAUAAUCCAAAGUACAAAACGAAUAGCCCCGAAAUAUCGCUGUUAACUAAAAGUAAAACAAAACCAAAAGCUAAACUAUAAAUAGUAACAUAUGGUAUUAUUAUACACGCAACUCAAACAGAUACGGAGUCAUAGAGUCACAUAACCUCAAAACGAGCAGGCGCAUAACUAAACGAAUUGAAACGAAAAGUGAGGAACGAUAAGCAAUACAAGCAGUGCUGUUGACUAUUUUAGAGGCCACCUUUUAGAUACCUUCACCCAACCUACGUUACUCAACCAAACACCUAAGAACCCACCAAUAUCGAAUCGAAAACCUAACCUAAAAACCUAAAACCCAAAGCGACGGCGACGACGAUGAUGAACAGCCCCAUGUGCGAGUGAGAUAGCCAGCGGAAAAGGGAGAGAGCGAGUAUAACACAACGAAAAGCAAUUUAUUUUUGUUUACGAGUCCGUGUGCCCGAGCCCUGGACUUGUAUUAGUUAAUGCCAAAAAUCGAAGCGGAAGUUGCACCCACACCUGCACACUAGACGCACACAGUCACACAUACUCAGCCGCCAUGACAAGGCCAAGAAUUGCAGCGGGCAUUGCGGGGCCUUUCCGGCGGCAAUAGCAACACCCUGAAAAAAAAACAAAAAAACGAAAGAAACAAAAACAAACGAAAAAAAGGGAAGUACCAGAAAUAUCCCCGAAACAACAACCACACGCUAGCGAAGGUGGCGCGAGUGGUUCGAUGUGGUUCGACUUCGAGUUCGAGUGGUGCAGGUGGUGACGUGACAGCGGCGGCGUCGUGGGUCCAAGAAAAUGCACGUUAAACACACUCAGCGCCGAGUCAGCGGUCCUGGAGCCUUCGGAACCUUUACCAACGAUCAACGUGCGAGUCGCGACAACUUGUGCCCGGAUAGCCAGCAGCAUCAGCAGCAGCGGCACUCGCACUCCCAUCAGCACUUGGUGCGCCAGUCUCUGGUGAGUCUCAGCAACGGCCAGCCGGCGGACAGCGUAUCGCUGCUGCGGGCGGGCGAUGAUCAGCAUUUGCAGCAGCAGCAACAUCAGCAGCAACAGCAACAUCAGCAGCAGCAGCAACAUCUGCAACGACAGCGCAGCAGUCGGCUCUCCACGAGCGGCAUCUCCAAGCAGAAUUCCGGGGACAGCAGGAGCGGCCUGCGAAUCCUCGACAGCAGCCACAGUCCCGUCAGCUGCGGCACCCAGAGCGUCUCCAGCACCGGUGGCCAGUCGGCGCUCUACGAUGCCUGCCACGAGUACUCCAGGAGCUUGAGUGCAGCGGCCGCUGAAGGAGCUCAGGGGCUGCUCAAGGGCCACCACUACAGUGACCAGCAGUUGGCCCAGCCGGAGCCGGAGCCAGAACCGGAUCCGGAAAGGGAUAGGGAUCGAGAUAGAGAGCGACGCCACCUGACCAACCUCAAUCUCAACCUAAACAGCGAGUACGACUACAGUGGCAGCGACAAGCAGCAACUGGUCAACGAGACGUACAUCUUCAAGUGCAUCGCCAACAGUCCCUCGUUCCUGCGCACCAACAAGAUCAAGGAGCAGUCCAAGAAGCUGCGCAAUCUCUCCCUGAAAACGCGCACGGCCAAGAAGAAGGGUCAGAUUAUCUCCAAGUCGAACGCCGUGUCGGAUAAUUCGCUGCAUCCGGGUGAUAAGUACCUGAACUUGUAUCUGGUGGAGAAGAAGCACUCGCUGCAGCCGCAGGUGGCCUCCAGUUCCAGUCCUCAUCCGCCGCAGGCCUCCUCGGCGCCGGCCAGCUCCUCAUCCACCUGCUCGCGGGCACCGCAGUUGCCUGCCUUGUCCGCUGUUGCAGCGCGGCAGCAACAGUUGCUGCUCAACGGUUCGCUGAAGGGCAGGCAAAGGGGAUCGGUGAGGAGCGAGAGUGGAAGCGGGAGCAGCCACACCAUUCCGGCGACGGGCAAGAGUCCGCCGGUGCCGCACUCGCUGGCGGCCAAGAUCAGCGGAAGCUCGGCCAGCGGCAGCAAGAACUGCAAUUUGCUCAGCGCCAGCAGCAACUCAUGCCACAAGCUGCAUGCCCAAGCCCAAGGAACGGGAGCAGGAUCAGGAUCAGGAUCAGGACACGCGGCGGCCGCUUCGCCCAAGAGCUCGGUCAGCAGCAACGGGCAUCUGAACAAGUACUGCCUCACCGAUCUCACGCGCCGCAAGGCCGAGUUCAAUCGCCAGCUGAGCGCCCCCACGGACUACACGCACCACUCCUCCAGCAACGGAUCCCAGCAGGAGGGCUCCUCGGAGGCCAACGAGGGCCACGAGCCGGUGGGCGAGUCCACCAUCACCGUUGCCAGCGCAGGGGUCUCGUAUCCGCAUCCGUACUCGUAUCCCCACUACCACCACCACGCCGCCUCCUCCUCGGCCACUGCGCCCGCCAAUCUCAAGGCGUCGCUGCAGCUGCACAGCUUCGGGGGCCACCAUCCGUGUCCUUAUCCGGCCAGGCCCACGUCCACCUCGUGCACCAACAGCUUCAACCGGCGACACAUUCGGCGGCACAAGAGCAAGCUCGGCGAUCGACUGCUGAGCGGGGAUAGUGAGGAAUCGGUACGCUGCUCCUACUGCUCGGUGCUGAAUGUGAACGAGAACGACCUGCGCAUUUCGUUCGAGAACACCUGCACCGACUCGCUGGUCACCGCUUUCGAUGAUGAGGCCCUGCUAAUAUGCGACCAAGGAACCGAAAUGGUACACUUUGAUGACGUGUCGUUGUACGGCACUCCGAAAGAGGAGCCCAUGCCCAACAUACCGAUCGUUUCGGAAAAAGUCUCUGCGAAUUUCCUAAAAAGUCAAUUGCAAUCAUGGUUCCAGCCGACGGACAACCGACUGGCCAUGAAACUGUUUGGCAGCCGAAAGGCACUGGUCAAGGAGCGCAUACGUCAGAAAACUUCCGGGCAUUGGGUCAUACACCCGUGCAGUUCAUUCAGGUUUUACUGGGACCUUUGCAUGCUUUUAUUAUUAGUAGCAAAUCUUAUUAUCCUGCCAGUCGCAAUAUCAUUCUUCAACGAUGAUCUGAGCACACGAUGGAUUGCCUUCAACUGCCUAAGUGAUACUAUUUUUUUAAUAGAUAUUGUAGUCAAUUUUAGAACAGGAAUUAUGCAACAAGACAACGCUGAACAAGUAAUAUUGGAUCCAAAGCUUAUAGCUAAACACUAUUUAAGAACUUGGUUUUUUCUCGAUUUGAUUUCGUCGAUACCGCUAGAUUAUAUAUUUUUAAUUUUCAAUCAAAUUAUGAAAUUGCAGGAUUUCUCUGAUUCUUUUCAAAUCUUACAUGCCGGACGAGCCCUGCGCAUCCUGCGCCUGGCCAAGCUGCUCUCCCUGGUGCGACUGCUCCGCCUUUCCCGCCUCGUGCGCUACGUGUCCCAAUGGGAGGAGGUCUAUAUUCUGCAGAAUCUACAGAAAAAAAGUGCUGAUCGCAGAGGGAGAAUGAACAGAAAAGACAAAGAUGGCUUGACAAAAAGCAACCUAAUUCUCAAGUUCCUCAAUAUGGCCUCGGUCUUCAUGAGGAUCUUCAAUUUAAUUUGCAUGAUGCUCCUGAUCGGCCAUUGGAGUGGUUGCUUGCAGUUCUUAGUGCCAAUGUUGCAGGGUUUUCCAUCCAACUCCUGGGUCUCCAUCAACGAGUUGCAGGAAUCGUACUGGCUGGAGCAGUAUUCGUGGGCAUUAUUCAAAGCCAUGUCGCACAUGCUAUGCAUAGGCUACGGCAGAUUCCCACCUCAAUCACUGACAGACAUGUGGCUAACGAUGCUGUCGAUGAUAUCCGGGGCCACCUGCUACGCAUUGUUCCUCGGCCACGCGACCAAUCUCAUCCAGAGCUUGGACUCCAGCCGGCGCCAGUAUCGCGAGAAGGUCAAACAGGUGGAGGAGUAUAUGGCCUAUCGCAAGUUACCGCGCGACAUGCGACAGCGCAUCACGGAAUACUUCGAGCAUCGGUACCAGGGUAAAUUCUUCGAUGAAGAGUUGAUACUUGGCGAGUUGAGCGAGAAAUUGCGCGAGGAUGUCAUCAACUACAACUGCAGAUCCCUCGUGGCGUCAGUGCCUUUUUUUGCUAAUGCCGAUUCGAAUUUCGUUUCCGACGUAGUUACCAAACUGAAAUACGAAGUUUUCCAACCAGGUGAUAUUAUCAUAAAGGAGGGUACGAUCGGUACUAAGAUGUACUUCAUACAGGAGGGCGUGGUGGACAUUGUCAUGGCCAACGGCGAGGUUGCCACCUCACUAUCGGAUGGCUCUUACUUCGGUGAGAUCUGUCUGCUGACCAAUGCGCGUCGUGUGGCCAGCGUGCGAGCCGAAACCUAUUGCAAUCUAUUCUCGUUGAGCGUGGAUCAUUUCAAUUGCGUUCUGGAUCAGUAUCCGCUGAUGCGCAAGACCAUGGAGACUGUGGCCGCCGAGCGGUUGAACAAGAUUGGCAAGAAUCCAAACAUAAUGCAUCAGAAGGACGAGCAGCUGAGCAAUCCGGAGUCGAACACGAUUACGGCUGUGGUGAAUGCCCUGGCUGCCGAGGCGGAUGACUGCAAGGAUGAUGACAUGGAUCUCAAGGAGAAUUUACUGCAUGGGUCAGAGUCGAGCAUUGCUGAGCCGGUGCAGACGAUACGUGAGGGUCUCCCGCGGCCGCGGAGCGGGGAGUUCCGCGCCCUGUUCGAGGGCAACACUCCAUGACACUGAGGAGCGACGACGGGCGGUGCCGGCGGGCACCGGGCAUCCAUCUGAGCCAGCGGUUCGCUGGACACUCACUCACCCAAACCCACACCCAUACCCCCCACACACACACACAC